AUGAAGUCGGUGCUGGCCCUGCGCAAAUCACAAGUUGGCAAGGCAGCCGCCGCUGGCCAGCUUCGGGGCUUGCACUCCUCCAAAGACUCGGAUGACGAGGAGGAUGAGGCGGAGGAUGCCGACACUGCGCCCGGCAGCGGAUCCGCCACCUUUGACCGGCUCGUUAACCUCCUCGGCGACCCCACCGCCGCGUCAAGGCAGGCCGCGCUUCAGCAGCUCUGCGGCUUGCCACUGGGCGGCGACCAGCGCAAGUCUCUGCUCCGCCCUCUGCUGCUCCGCUUCGCCGACCCGUCCGAGCGAUGCCGCGAGCUCGCCGCGAGCAUCUUUGAGCAGUGGGUCGAGGGCGCCGACGUAGCCGACGUUUCCGGCUCCCUGCCCUUUCUCCUGCCGGUGCUCGUCGAGCGGCUCGGCACCGAGGCGACUGCGGAGCCUUCCGAAGAGCUGCGGUCGGCGCUCGUCUCGUUGACGACGAAGGCUCUGUUCAAAGUGCGCGCUCUGCUGCGCCCGUACGUCGCCGAGAUAGGCUCGAUCGUCCUCGGCGUCUGCCGCGACAACUACCCGCCGGCUCUGCGCGGCGCGUGCGCCUUGAUGGUGCUGGUGGGCCGCGAGGUGCUGCCGCCGAUGGUGAAGUCGAUGGGCGGCAAGGCGGUGCAGCCGUACUCUGCGAGGCUCAUCGAAGCGGUGCUGCCGCACCUGCACCAUCGCCACUCGUCCGUCCGCGUCGCCGUUCUCGAGGCACUCGAGCACGUCCUGCUCGCUGGGGCUGGCCAGUCCGUCGAGACGCUCGUCGGAUGGCGGAUGCAGAACAACGUGCCCAUCGCCGAGUUUUAUGGCAAGAUCCCCUUUCUCUUGCUCCAAGUGCUUGUGCUUCGGCGGUUAGUGGUGCACUAA
Molecule: messenger RNA, 891 nt
Organism: Emiliania huxleyi CCMP1516
Lineage: Eukaryota; Haptophyta; Isochrysidales; Noelaerhabdaceae
Exons: 3
Coding region: 1-891 (296 amino acids)
Source: RefSeq, a predicted model, not a curated record